UGCCCAUAACACACAUUCAUUAAUUCCCAACGCUUCAUGUGUUUUACGCCUUGUUUGUCAUUUUCCCCCUGUUUUAUUUCUUGUUAAUAACCAAUCAUUUGAAUCCACAUGGGAGAUUCAAAGAGCCUUAUACACGAGCUACUACAAGGAUUGGAGUUGACAAGGCAGCUUCAACUCUAUCUCAACGUGCCUUCUUCUUCCUCUAAUGAAACCCGUGAAUUAUUGAUCCAACAAAUCAUAACAACAUUUGAAAAAGCACUUCAAAUGGUAAACCGUAAAGGACACGUGGCUGAAUCCUCACAACAACAACAACCGGCAAGGACGGUUGGAAUCCGAAUGUUGGACUCACCGCCUUUAAGCUGUAGUCCCAAAAGUGAAGACUCAGACAGAGAUUUUCAAGACCAUCACCGCAAUGCUUUCAAAAAAAGAAACACUAUGCCAAUUAGAUGGACAAAAAAAAUUCGAGUUACACCAGGAGUGAGAGUGGAAGGUCCUCUUGAUGAUGGAUAUAGUUGGAGAAAAUAUGGGCAAAAAGAAAUUCUUGGAGCAUUACAUCCAAGAGGGUAUUACAGAUGCAGUCACAGAAACGUUGAAGGGUGUUUGGCAACAAAGCAAGUACAAAGAUCUGAUGAAGACUCAACUGUGUUCGAAAUCACUUACCGAGGAAACCACACUUGCACAAUGGAAUCCAAUGUGGUAGCUCUUCCUACAUUAAAUCCAAAUGAAAACCAAGAAACAAAUGUAAACACAAAUCUUCAAAGUAUGCGAACAGGACUAAGAGUCCAAACAGAGAACCUAGAUUUCCUCGACCAACCAUUUGGUUCAAUAUUCUCUUCCCCUGCUGUACUUGAAAGCAGUUUUGUUGAAAACUUCAAUUCUCCUUCUGCGAAUUCAGGAAUAAGCCAGUUUUCGAUGUCACCGAAUUCAAGUGUGUUCCCUAAUAUCACAACUUCUGUUGCAAACACACCAACUACUUCGUUAGAGUUUCCAAUUGACCAAUUUGAAUUUGACAGACAUAACUUCACAUUCGAUAACUCGCCAUUUUUUUGAUUUAUGUCUUAGCUACUUGUAUCGUAGUCAUGUGGUUGUGCAAUUAUACACUUUUAUUCACGUAGCUUUUCUUUUGUUUGUGUUCUGCUUCCCUCGUUUUUUUAAUUUUGGAAAUUAAAAAACAGAGUUUAAUUUGAGUUACAGAGAAUUUUAUUUUAUUCAACCAUUGUAGUAGUUUACAAUUUGUAAAUAGACAUUUUAAUAUUUGAAAUAGUAAGCAUCAUUCAAUUUA
This is a messenger RNA of Cicer arietinum (chickpea), 1282 nucleotides long. Its product is annotated as probable WRKY transcription factor 53. NCBI's taxonomy places the organism in Eukaryota, Viridiplantae, Streptophyta, Magnoliopsida, Fabales, Fabaceae. Gene Ontology annotation, molecular function: DNA-binding transcription factor activity; transcription cis-regulatory region binding. Gene Ontology annotation, cellular component: nucleus. Gene Ontology annotation, biological process: regulation of DNA-templated transcription. The record is from RefSeq and is a predicted model, not a curated record.